AUGGAAGAGAUCUCUCCCCCUGCUUCGACCAAGUCGAAAUAUGCCUCCUUCAGCCCAACCAAGCGGGAAGAAGAUCAAACCAAGGUUGGCACAGUGGAAAUUACCUUCCUGGAUCCGGCGUCACAAAAGCUGUCCAACAAGGAGGUGUUUUUGGAUCCUGACUCCUGGUCUCGCAAGCAUAAUGAGAUGCGAUUUCUCAUCAGCGCAGACCUGGUGAAUCUGGUGUCUGAGUCACAUGCAGCGCGUCAGGCGCGCUUCAGGAAGGCCAAGAAACGCUUGGAGCAGGCACGCUUAGCUUUUCUCAUCGACCUUUGGAAGCUGCGUGGGCUCGUGGAGCGCCUGACCCGGGCAGUGGAAGAGCUGCUCGGGGAAGCGGCUGCCAGCUUUGUCAACGAGCCGUGUCAAAUCCAUUUCUUCGUGCCUGAACUGUACUUCGAUGAUCACACUUUGGAGUGCUUGAGACGUGCUAGCGAUGUUUUCCUGAAGCAUUUGCUUGAAGAGAUGCAUGAACUUCAGGAACGCCUUGAUUUACUGGGUGGAAAGAACUGGCGAAACUUAUUGGCCUAUGCCCUGAAGUUUAUGACCACAGCAGAGAUUCCUGGAUUUCAGAGACAUGAUGGCAUCCCGAAUCCCAAGACCCGAAGGACGGUGGAAAAUGCCAUCACCCGGGGCCUUUGGGAUCAGAUGGAUGACAUACAGCCCGUCGUCGAAGAACUGGAGAUCGAAAUGGAAGACUACAACGCACGUUUUGAUUGGGUCCAGGAGGAGAUUGCGAGACAGUUGCAGCAGAUCAGCAGCUUCAAUGAGCGCCACGAGCAGGCCAAGACCAGACUAGAGGCAGAAGUUCCAGAUGUGCCAGCAGAUUCCGACUCAGAGGUACCUGAGGAAGAGGAGGAGGAAGAAGAGGAAGAGGAAGAGCACGACUCCGACGAUGAGAGUGCCACAUCCUCUGCAGAUUGGGACGAAGAAGAAGAGAUUCGAAAGUUUAUAGCUCUGAAAGGACAGGCUCCAUCGAAAGCUCAGCUGAAGAAGUUGAAGAAGUCGCACGUACGGGAUGCCAAGAUCUCCAAGCUGAAGACGGAAAAGGCAAAGAAAGAGCAAGAAGCGGAGGGCACCUCCAAAGCGAAGAUCAAGGAGUUGCUGCAGAGAUGGGAGAAGAAGGUCGCUUCAGCGCAGGAGUCCCUGAAGGAACUGGAGCCGUCACUGCAGAAGGCUGAAGACCAAACCGAGGAGGAGAUCGAUGAGGAUUUGCUGCAGCAGAGCAAAGAAGCUGAGAAGCUGGAGCAAGAGGCUGUGAAGCUGACCAAGCAGACGGAGCAGAAUCAGCAAAAGGCUCAGACGCUGCAAGUGCAAGUUCAGGAGCAAGAGCAGAAGGUGCAAGAAGAGCAAGCAGAGGUAAAAGAACUGGUCCAGGAAGUCCAAAGCCUUCCGCCGCCGGAUCCUCGGGUGGCCCAGCUGCGACUCUUGGGCGAGGAACAGGUGGAGCUGAUGAAAAAGUGCAAGAUCGUGGAGGCUCAAAAUGUCAAAGUAGCCGGGCGAAAUCGGCUGCUGAAGAUGGAACUGCGAGAGCUCUACCGAAUGCUGAAGAUUCCUUGGGAAGAUUCUUCUGAUGAUGAGGACGAUGAGGAGGAACAGCCAUACUGGUUGCGGAAGAAGUUAGCCGAAAAGACCGCUUCUUCCUCCAAGGGUUUUGACCACCACCAUUUCCUGGACGGCGAGGGUGCUGCCAAGCUGCGUCGCUUGAAGAAGAAGUCCAAAUCGCAGAAACUCCGUGCAGCGGCCUUGUUGCUGGGGCGGCUUGCGGCCUCCCGGCGGACCCAGGAGCAUUCCGGCAUUGAGGCGCCAAGCGAAAGCAAUGUGUUGCCUUUCAAGGACAUGGGGAGCAUUCAGGUGCCCGAGGGAGAAGCGAUCAAGGUGAAGGUGGAUGAGGUCUCCAAGAGUUUACAACUCUUCAAAGACACCUUGGAGCUCCAGCUCAAACAUGUGAAGUCCAAAGAGGAUUUGGUAGAAGCUCCAGUCCCAAGACUGGACACCGACCGGGCCAGUCCGACCGGGCUGGGCCCCUUCAGCGGUUUGUUUCCCACGCGGAUGAAGGGACAGCUCUCCACCGGCGACCGCGGCGACGGAGUCCGCGGAGAGUCGGAGUGGUCGAGCGAUGGACGCCUCUCGAGCCAUAAUUUGCUGCCCGGGGACAGCUCUCCACAGUCGGACGGUGGAGAGCUCCGUCCCGUCCAAGCCGAGUCCCUCACGCGACCGGGUGCUCCGAGCUCCUCCGUGGGCCGCGGCCGCCCGGGGCACGUGGACUUCGGCUUCCGGCCCGAUGGCGCUGGAGAGGAAUCGGUGGAAAGCUGGUCCUUGUUCAAAGUGAACAAAGGCGCCGCACCGAAUGAGUCGAACUGUUCGUCGAAGACUGGUGAGACGAACGCCCGGAUGCCGCCCGGUGAGACGACGGCACCCAAGUCUUUUGGUGGGAAGCCCGUGACGCAGUCCUCCCGCCGACCCGACCGCGAUGAAGGUGCAUCGCCGGUGCGGCCCACGCGUCACAGCAGCGAUGCGCCGGUCCAGCGAUGCGCGCGCUUCGCUCCACAAGACACGGCAUCCUACUGCGAUUUUGGUGAGUAUGUGUCUCAACUUCAACGGAGCAAGGAAUCUUGGCAAAGUGCUUCCACGCCUGACUUGGCCAAGAGGAGCCGGCCAAAGCUCCCCGACUUGGUGAAGACCAGUAGCCAACAACUCUUAACUCCAUUGGAUUGGUCCGGUCGAUGGAAGUCCGACCGCCGGAGAGUGAAGCCAGACCGUUUGUGA
Molecule: messenger RNA, 2805 nt
Organism: Durusdinium trenchii
Lineage: Eukaryota; Dinophyceae; Suessiales; Symbiodiniaceae
Source: the annotation of a GenBank genome assembly